Messenger RNA from Aspergillus alliaceus, 1551 nucleotides. RefSeq names its product Zn(II)2Cys6 transcription factor. Gene Ontology annotation, cellular component: chromatin. The record is from RefSeq and is a predicted model, not a curated record. Lineage: Eukaryota; Fungi; Ascomycota; Eurotiomycetes; Eurotiales; Aspergillaceae. The transcript is spliced from 3 exons. The coding region runs from base 58 to 1311 and encodes 417 amino acids. Gene Ontology annotation, molecular function: RNA polymerase II cis-regulatory region sequence-specific DNA binding; DNA-binding transcription factor activity, RNA polymerase II-specific; zinc ion binding. Gene Ontology annotation, biological process: regulation of transcription by RNA polymerase II; DNA-templated transcription.
CUUCUCUCAACAUUAGCAAAGUAUAAUCGAAAAACACACUCCCAGUAUCCGCACAAAAUGCCACCACACACAUCCUCUGAUCCUUUGGGCCCACCGUUCCAAUGUAGUUACCCAGAAUGCAGGGCACAGUAUCGACGCAAAGAACACCUGAAUCGACAUGUUGCCAACCAUGCGCAAGGAGAUCGCUUUUCUUGCCCGUAUUGCAAGAGUACAUUGACAAGAAGCGAUCUCUUACGCCGGCACAUCUGGAAUUACCAUCCAGGGAAACAACCACUCCCGUCUCGAACCCGGAAGGCAUGCAGCACUUGUCAUAUCCGGAAAACACGCUGUAAUGGUGGAUCGCCUUGCAAUGCAUGCCAGCGACGAGGCGUUACCUGCUCACUUACUGAGAAUGGAAACGCACGUGACGGAUGCAAUCUCAAUAAGAGUAUUAGCGACUUGCAGAGGCCACCCGACAUACAAGUUGGCUCCGCACUACCUAAGUCCAACAUAUCUAAUUCGACUUCCGACGUAUCUCGAUGGGUCGCUCAUGACUACGUCGAUAUCUACUUUAAAAGUUUUCAUCCGGUGUGGCCAUUCAUUCACCAAGGUACGUUUGAUUUAUCUAAGGAGCCUUGUAUACUUAUCCAAUCUAUUGUCAUGAUUGGCUUGUGGAUUGAAGGAGGUCAAAACGCGCGGGACGCAGCAGUGGAUCUCCAUCAUAAACUAUGUACUGCGAUUCGUGCUCAGAUGGACCAAUGGUUUAUACCUGAAUCAAGGUCGCUCCAAAACACUAGUACAUGCUGGCCUAUGGCGACAUACCAGAGUGUGCUCCUGCAGGUUAUUUUUGCACUAUUAAAUGCUAAAGAGCAGACGAUUCCUGAUUUAAGCUUCCGAUACCGACUCCAACCUGACGAAUACGAACUACUAGUGCGUCUUGUCCAAAGCUGUCGGCGACUGGGUAUGUUUACCUACCCAAAUAUGCUUGCACAGCACGGUCCUACUGCGCCACUAGCACUUGUUUGGGUGAAUGUGGAAGAGAUCAAACGAUUUGGAUUGGCACUCUAUAAGGUGUGCCGGAUGUGCACUCGGUCUGACUCAGCUGGUGGAGACAUCAAUGGUGCGGAGUGUGAGUUGUUGGGCUUGCAUGACUUGUUGUUCUGCCUGCCGGAUAGCGAUGAGGUGUGGAAUGCUCCAUUUAGUAUGGGAUCUGAGAUACUUCAGAAGGUUGCUUCACAAACAAACUUGAGAGAUAAUCGAGAUUCGAAGGGUUGGAUCUCUCAAACGUCGACCGUUCUGCAUGACACAGGCGUUGCCUUCGAGUGGAUAUAGUCAGUCAUAGUAUCGUUGGCGCAUUGGGAGCCAAUUAUUCCUGUUGACAGUUGUAUCUUCAAAACUGUUUUCAUAUCAGCCCCGUGAACAGCCCGUGUGCACUGUCCAAAAUAUAAAGACUGUUGUAUAUUUUAUAAUUAUCUUCUAUUGUUCCUCCCCCAGCAAUUCCACCCUUGCAGACAUCUCCACCAAUAAGACAAUUUUCCAUCCUUGCUGUGAUCCGUCCCCAGCCUGGCCUUU